Molecule: messenger RNA, 663 nt
Organism: Leopardus geoffroyi (Geoffroy's cat)
Lineage: Eukaryota; Metazoa; Chordata; Mammalia; Carnivora; Felidae
Product: keratin-associated protein 13-2-like
Exons: 1
Coding region: 1-438 (145 amino acids)
Source: RefSeq, a predicted model, not a curated record
AUGGGCUUCAGCUGCUGCUCCGGAAACUUCUCCCGCUCCCUUGGGGGCUACCUGCGGUACCCAAGUUCUUUCUACCCCAGCAACCUGGUCUACCGCACUGACCUCUGCUCUCCCAGCCCCUGCCAGCUGGGCUCCUCUCUCUACAGCAGCUGUCAGGAGACCUGCUGUGAGCCCACCAGCUGCCGGACGUCCUGCGUGGUGUCCAGCCCCUGCCAGAGGUCCUGCUCCUGCCCAAGGACCUCCACACUCUGCAGUCCCUACUGGAUGACUUAUGCUGGGCCCAGAGGCUUCAGACCCCAGGGUUAUGGAGUCCGUGGCUUCCCCACCUUGAGCUAUGGAUCCACAUUCUGCCACCCAACCUAUUUUGGUUUUCGGCAUCUCCAGCCACUUUGCUACAAACCAAUCUAUGGAUCUGGCUUCUACAGAUUAACUUGUUGAAUGUCUGGAUCUUUUUGCAGAAUGUUAACUAUUUUUUUUUUCACAAGAAACAACUCUCUAUGGUCUCCAGAGACUAAUUCCUCACCCUUUCUGUGGCCACGAGGUUAGCUUUCAGAUUGGUUCCUGCAAUAUGUAAAACUAAGCAAUAAACAUAAGAUUUCAAUCAUAUAGCUCUAUUGGUGAUGGAAAUCAUACAAUUAUUACAUACACAAUCCCUGCUUGGGA